AUGAGUCGUGCCAAAGAAACUGUUUACCAGCCCCUUCCCAAAAAAAGGAAUGGUGAAAAUGCCAUCAAAUUUUUGCAUAAACAGCUCCUUGAAAAGUACGAUCCUACAGGAAAAAGAUCAGCUUUGGUGGCUCCUGGAGGUUUGAGAGCUGGUGAUGUAAUCAAGGUUACCUACAAAGAUAGAAACACUGUGCUUGGUCAGUUAAUCGGCAUCAAGAGAGGUAACUACAACGUUGGAACUAAUCUUCAUAUUAGGAACAAGAUGACCAGAAUCGGUGUCGAGAUGAGAGUUCCAUUGUUCAGCCCCAACAUCAAGAAUAUCGAGGUCGUCUCGAGACCUAAAUCUUACCCAUCAAGACACAAGCAGUUCUACAUCAGAAAUAACAGACUUGACGUCGGAGAUUUGGAGGUCAACCUCAAAAUUAAAAGCUAA
Molecule: messenger RNA, 432 nt
Organism: Candidozyma auris
Lineage: Eukaryota; Fungi; Ascomycota; Pichiomycetes; Serinales; Metschnikowiaceae
Product: mitochondrial 54S ribosomal protein bL19m
Exons: 2
Coding region: 1-432 (143 amino acids)
Biological process (GO): translation
Cellular component (GO): mitochondrial large ribosomal subunit; ribosome
Molecular function (GO): structural constituent of ribosome
Source: RefSeq, a predicted model, not a curated record